Temnothorax curvispinosus is the source of this 747-nucleotide messenger RNA. RefSeq names its product vesicle transport through interaction with t-SNAREs homolog 1B-like (gene Vti1b). Gene Ontology annotation, cellular component: endoplasmic reticulum membrane; SNARE complex; ER to Golgi transport vesicle membrane. Bases 245 to 589 code for a protein of 114 amino acids. The record is from RefSeq and is a predicted model, not a curated record. Gene Ontology annotation, molecular function: SNAP receptor activity; SNARE binding. The transcript is spliced from 2 exons. NCBI's taxonomy places the organism in Eukaryota, Metazoa, Arthropoda, Insecta, Hymenoptera, Formicidae. Gene Ontology annotation, biological process: regulation of protein localization to plasma membrane; Golgi to vacuole transport; vesicle fusion with Golgi apparatus.
UCUAGGACUUCUAGUUCUAGUCAAUUAUGCGAUGCGUGAAUAGUGACGAGAGUAGUUAGGUACUUUUUUAUUGUCAAAUGAUGAAAAGAAGAUAAUAAAAAUGGUCGUUUCGUAAAACAGUUGGGACGUUUCGGACGCAACGAGGGCAAAUAUGUAAAAUCUAGAAAUAACAUUUGCUGCAUCCUCAUUUUUUCAUUCAUCAUUGCUGUACGCUUGAGAGCUGAGAUUAAAUAAUAUAAAGAAGAUGAAUUUUGGCGUUGAUUGGGAGACUGAACAUCGACGUAUUUUGCUGGAUGGAAAUGCAGCGUUGGAACGUUCGGCGCAGUCGGUCGCCAGAUCGCAAGCUGUUGCAGCGGAGAGUGAGCAGAUUGGCACGGAAGUGAUCUCCGAAUUGGGUGAACAGAGAGAUCGUCUUUUGCGAGCAAAACGGAGAUUGUCACAAACGGACGAGGAAUUGAAUAAAACGCGAAAAAUUUUGAAUGUUAUGCGAUUGAAAGUUCUGACAAACAAAAUUGUGCUAAUCUUGAUUAUAUUACUAGAAUUAGUCAUUCUUGGUAUAAUUGUAUACUUGAAAUUCUUUCAUAAAUAAUCUGCCUAUUAUGUUAAGCUUAUAGUAAAGCUGAGAAGGAAUAAUAUUGUACAUAACAUAUAUAUAUAUAUACAUUAAUAUACUAUAUAUAUUCAUGAUUAAUAGAGCUAUGGUUAAGCACACGUUCUGUAAAAUUAAAUAAAUGUGUAAAUUUUUAA